Suillus fuscotomentosus is the source of this 801-nucleotide messenger RNA. RefSeq names its product kinase-like domain-containing protein. The coding region runs from base 1 to 801 and encodes 266 amino acids. The record is from RefSeq and is a predicted model, not a curated record. The transcript has 5 exons. Gene Ontology annotation, molecular function: protein serine/threonine kinase activity; ATP binding. Lineage: Eukaryota; Fungi; Basidiomycota; Agaricomycetes; Boletales; Suillaceae. Gene Ontology annotation, biological process: peptidyl-serine phosphorylation; endocytosis; signal transduction. Gene Ontology annotation, cellular component: nucleus; cytoplasm.
AUGAAAAAUGUCCCAAUUAGAGUCGAUGGCAGAUUCAGGCUGGGAGACAUGUUAGGAUCUGGCUCAUAUGGUGUUGUAUACCAUGCACGGAAUAUUAUUAACGAUGAUGAAUUUGCCGUCAAACUUGAGCCUCUUAUCAACAACUCAUCUUCCUUAGAAUACAAAUACAACACUUUAAAGCAACUUCAAGGUGGAGUUGGGAUCCCGUGCGCUCUCUCAUCUCUGGAGCAUAUCCACUCACAUAACUACGUUUAUGGUGAUAUCAAGCCUCAAAAUGUCUUAAUCGGUCGCGGCGCUUCCAAGAACAGCAUCUUUAUUGUUGAUUUUGGUGUUGCGAAGGAGUACUGGAGCUCUACAACCCAAGCCCAUAUGCCAUUUCGUCAAGUGUUUGCAUCAAUCAACAACCACCUGGGAGUCGUGCCUGGUCAUUGUGAUGAUCUCGAGUUGCUUGUAUACAUGCUGAUUUAUUUCAUCUGCGGCUCCCUUCCAUGGCUGACUAGUGACCAUGAGAAGCUCUCUAGCUCCUCCAUACUGGCAUGCAAGGUGGACACCACCAUUGAAGUUUUGUGCCUCGGAAUUCCUUCCGAGAUCACAACUAUGCUCAUUUACUCCCACAAUCUCGCAUUCUCAGAGGAUCCUGAUUACACUUAUCUUCAAUCUUUGCUCCAUGAUUCACAUGCUCACUGGACUUCAGCCAGUCUAAUGAUACCAUCAUACAUCCCCCUCCAUCCCUGCAAGGUCACUUGGUGGCCAAGGAGGCACCUUCAUGUCGAUCGAAGACAACGCCUCUUUGCAGAUUGA